Molecule: messenger RNA, 719 nt
Organism: Lindgomyces ingoldianus
Lineage: Eukaryota; Fungi; Ascomycota; Dothideomycetes; Pleosporales; Lindgomycetaceae
Product: prenylated rab acceptor 1
Exons: 2
Cellular component (GO): Golgi apparatus
Source: RefSeq, a predicted model, not a curated record
CUUCUCAUCAAAAGUUACGUUCACCCACACGAACUCCUGCAGAACACGCACUCCUUUCCGACACGCCCCUCUUAACUUACGAACCACUCUGCCUCCCGCCGCGUCAGCUGCUCCUACUCCAGACAUUCUUGCGAUCACUUAGAUCUUGAAGCCCAGCAGCAGAAUCUCCUCACGCCCGACGACGCUCCGCAAGUGCCAGCCCCUACUGCUUCCAUCAUGUCACGCCUCAACAUUCCGUUGGAUGCCUUGACCUCCAGAAUGAACUUCUCCGGCCGCUUCGAGGGCCUGCGCAAUCAGUCUAUCUCGUCGCGUUUCGCCAACCUGAAGCCUAUCUCUGAAUUUCUCGACUUCAAGCGAAUCUCCAAGCCUGCCAACUUCAGCGAGGUGCAGAGCAGGAUCAACUAUAAUCUUGGCUAUUUCUCCAGUAACUAUGCUGUUGUCUUCUGCAUGCUCUCCAUCUACAGCCUGCUCACCAACUUGAUGCUCCUAUUCGUCAUCUUCCUCGUCGUCGGCGGCAUGUACGGCAUUGGCAAGCUCCAAGGCAACGAUCUCGAGCUUGGCAGCUGGCGCGCCACGACCUCACAGCUCUACACCACCCUCCUCGUCAUCGCAAUUCCUCUUGGCUUCUGGGCUUCUCCUUUUGCUACAGUUCUCUGGCUCAUUGGGGCGUCCGGCGUCACCAUCCUUGGUCAUGCUGCAUUCCUAGAUAAACCAAUCGA